AUGUCGGAAGGUAAUAAAUUAUUUGCAAAACCUAGAGUGAGAUUUAGUCAGAAUAUUAAUGCUAAGGAAAAUUCAAAAGAUUUAUCGAAUAAGAUAGAUAAAAUUUUACCUAAAAUCAUAGAUAUUGUACCUGUCAAGACACCUGUUAAAAUUAUAAGUUUAAAAAAUAAAUUGGAUAAUCUAAUUACAACAACAACUAAUAAUUAUAGUGACGAUACAAUGAAGAAAGAAUCAGUAAUUUCAUGCAACAGUGUACGUACAUUGUCUCAAAAAGAAAAUGAUCAUUUCUUACAGGAUCAAUCAAUUCAUAAGACAGAUGAUAAAGAAUCUUCAAUUAAUGCACGUAAUACAGUAAAUAUAGAAACUAAUAAUACAGAACGGACAUCUGUAACUUGUAAAAGAUCUUCACAAGAGGAUGUUCCUGGUUUACCUUGUUCAACAUUUUCUUCAACCAAAGAUAAUAAUGAUCAUUGUAAAAUUCUUAAACCUAAAAACAGUACAGCGAUAAACAUAUCUAAGGAAUCUACAAAGAAUAGUCUUGACAAGGGAAAGGAAAAUAAGAAUUUAUGUAAGAAAAAAUUACCACAGUUAAGUAAAGAUAAAGCAAUAGUAAAACCAUUGUGUUCAAAAACGACAAGUCAAAUGAAAAAAAAAACAGAUAUCACUAAAGUCAAUAUGCAAAAGUUAAAUGUUGCAAAACAUAAUGCAAAAAGUACAAAUAAACCAUCUGCUUCGAGUACUGAUAAGCAAAUUAAAAAAACUCCUGGUAUAUCUAAUAAAAAUUCACAAAAGAAUUUAAGUAUAAAAUCUAGUACAAUAAAUGUUAUGCCAUGUUAUAAGUAUAAUAAAAAUUUGAUAAAAAGUAAAAGUUCCCCCAUUAAAAAAUCUGUAGUACGUGAUAUUGUAGUACCUAAUGCAAAAGUUUAUGUAGAACCAGUUAUAUCAAAGCAAAAACAAAUUGAUUUAAAUCCACGUCGAAUAACUAAAAAUACAAAUGCAAGAUCAAAUAUUACUUCCAGCGAAAAACUAUUAUAUCCAGAAUAUAAUUCAAUCAUGUACACUGUUACCAAAUUGGAUGAAGUUAAGAAAGAGAAAAUAGUAACAGAUGUUGAACAUUUACCUACCAUAUAUAAAGAUUUAGUCAAUGGAAAGAUUUCAAGUGCAUUAGAUUUUCCUAUGAAUGAAGCUAUUUAUAAAAAUUUAGUAGAUUUGUCUAUAGACGAGAAACAAUUUCCAAAUAAAAUAAUGCGCAGUAGAGAUCCACAACCAAGGCAAAGAGAUCUUGUACCAAAAUUAUCAGAUUUUUUUGUCCCAGAAUCUGUUGACGAAUAUUAUACUCCAAUGUUUGUGAAAUCAAAAAAUUCUGACCUUAUAGAAAAUUGGAAUGCAUUUCGAAUAAGUGAUAAAAUAUGUGAGUGGAAGGAUAACAUGGAUAAUUAAUCAUGAGAAUCAAGUUUUUAUAAAGAAAUAUACAUAUAACAGAAAUAGUAUUCUGGUACUUUUUUUUUCAGUAGAAUAAUUUAUAAUAUUUAAAUAAGCAAUCAUUAUUGUAUAUGCAAUGUAUGAUAAUUUUUAUAUUUUUUACUUUGACAUUUAGAUUAAGUAGCACCUAUUUUGGCUACAGAUAAAUAAUUUUGCUAAAUAAAAUAUAUAUUUUAAUAAUAA
Molecule: messenger RNA, 1665 nt
Organism: Vespa velutina
Lineage: Eukaryota; Metazoa; Arthropoda; Insecta; Hymenoptera; Vespidae
Exons: 2
Coding region: 1-1440 (479 amino acids)
Source: RefSeq, a predicted model, not a curated record